Molecule: messenger RNA, 678 nt
Organism: Impatiens glandulifera
Lineage: Eukaryota; Viridiplantae; Streptophyta; Magnoliopsida; Ericales; Balsaminaceae
Exons: 1
Coding region: 1-678 (225 amino acids)
Source: RefSeq, a predicted model, not a curated record
AUGACGAGUUUUCUAAAUGAUUUUUUAAAUGAAAGCGAUGAUGAAGAUAUAAUUGAAAUUCUAGCCUUGAGUCGUGAAAGGAAAAAGCAAAACACGCAUGGUGAAAGUUCAAGGAAAUCACGAAGAUAUAUUGAUCGGGACACACUAGAAGGGCAUAAUCGCUUAUUCAAAGAUUAUUUUGCAACUCUACCGGUUUAUUCAUCUCAAAUGUUUCGUAGGAGAUUUCGAAUGAGUCGUGAACUAUUUAUGAGGAUUCAAUCUAGAGUGGAAGCACACGAGCCUUACUUUCAACAAAAAAGAAAUUAUGCUGGCAAAUUAGGUUUAUCAUCACUUCAGAAAAUUACUGCAGCAUUGCGAAUGUUGUCUUAUGGGGUAACAGCAGAUUUCAUGGAUGAGUACAUACGUAUUGGAGAAACCACAGCUAUAAAAAGUCUAAGGUAUUUUGUUCAAUCAGUCAUUGAUAUUUUUGGUCUUGUCUAUCUACGAAAACCAAACUCAGAGGAUAUUACGAGAUUACUUAAAAUUGGUGAAGUUCGUGGCUUUCCAGGAAUGUUGGGUAGCAUAGAUUGUAUACAUUGGAGGUGGAAAAAUUGUCUAACCGCAUGGAAAGGAGGUGGCUUUCUCUUAGCUUCUUUUUUUGCUUUCUUUUGUCCCAUGGGCCUCUCCAAAUUAAUAUAA